GCACGCGUUUCGGAAGUGAUAUUGUUCGUCCAAAGGCGCUGUUCUGCAGGAUCUGCCAAACAUCCUUUGAUAACUUAGAGAUUUUGCUCGAGCACUGUGCUGAUCAUCUGCGUAUUGUACUACCUCCAGGUUUCCAUAUCGUCGAUGGCGCACCUCGUCCGGCCGAGGAGCGAGAGUAUGCUCCGGGAAGGGGGCAACCAGGGCGCUGCCAAGGUGGCGAAACACGACGAGGACGAGGACAAGGGCGGGGUGAGAGACCACCUGAUGGUGCAGCUGGAAGCGCGGGUCCGGGCUCUCGAGAACGGCGCGUUCACGACGAUCAUCGUGCCCAAGGAGCACGUGGUGAUCAAGGCCAUGACCGAGGCGUACGCAGACUACCUGAAAGAGCGCAAAGACGCUCCCGAGAAAGACAUGGCGGGCCCGGCUGUCCAGAAUACUUUCGCGAUAGUGUGCGCUUUAGAGAGCUACAAUUAUCCGGACGCCUCCCUGCGCACGCAGCUGUUCGUCAAGAUUCUCGGCCGGAUCAAGACCAUGAUGGAGAAGUCCAACCCGGUGGAGCUCAGCGGGUGGAUCAAGAAGGCUCUUGCCCUCCCUUGCUACGAGCGCCCGGGGAAGGACCCGCGCAGCAGGAUCUUGUUAGACUUGCAGGGGGCCAUCUUCGUACCCAAGGGCCUGGCCGAGGAGGACGCGGUGGCAAAGCAUCAGGCAGAGGCAGUCGCGGCCGGGAACCUUCACGAGUUCCAGUCGAGCCCGCUCGAGCUGCCCACCGUGUUCAUGAGGGAGGCGGGCAAAUUCCUCCCCCUGGUUCAGAUCAUCGCGGAGCUUCUGCGCCACGCGGGGGGGUCAGUCACCAUGAGCAAGGCCCCCCGGGGGAACAUGGCGAGGCAGCUCCUGGGUAACAAGAAGAAGUGAUUCAUCCCUGAGGUGAUCUGGUAGAUGUGAGAACUGCAGCAGAGUCGAUGUUUUUCUCUCCCCCUUCCUCUCCCCCCCUCCUCCCCUCUCCCUCCCUCCCUCCUUCCCCCCUCCCCCGGAGGCUGGCCAAC
Prorocentrum cordatum is the source of this 1043-nucleotide messenger RNA. NCBI's taxonomy places the organism in Eukaryota, Dinophyceae, Prorocentrales, Prorocentraceae. The record is from the annotation of a GenBank genome assembly.